Rhinolophus ferrumequinum (greater horseshoe bat) is the source of this 1243-nucleotide messenger RNA. It is a transcript of the gene SNRPA, whose product is annotated as small nuclear ribonucleoprotein polypeptide A. Bases 179 to 1027 code for a protein of 282 amino acids. Gene Ontology annotation, cellular component: U1 snRNP. Gene Ontology annotation, biological process: mRNA splicing, via spliceosome. Gene Ontology annotation, molecular function: U1 snRNA binding. The record is from RefSeq and is a predicted model, not a curated record. Lineage: Eukaryota; Metazoa; Chordata; Mammalia; Chiroptera; Rhinolophidae. The transcript has 7 exons.
GUAAGAUCGGGGCGAGACUUAAUCUGAUUGGUCAACGUAACGAGUUUACGUGCAGUGGUUGGGUCGCAGAAAGACAGGCGGAACCAGAAGAGGAAGCUUCGUGGUCGGCGCUCAGAAACGUAGCAGGCACCCCUUGCUGGAGCUGCGGCUCUGUUGCCCUACCUCAGCACCUUACUCCAUGGCAGUUCCCGAGACCCGCCCCAACCACACUAUUUAUAUCAAUAACCUCAAUGAGAAGAUCAAGAAGGAUGAGCUGAAGAAGUCGCUGUACGCCAUCUUCUCCCAGUUUGGCCAGAUCUUGGAUAUCCUGGUGUCACGGAGCCUGAAGAUGAGGGGCCAGGCCUUUGUCAUCUUCAAGGAAGUCAGCAGCGCCACCAAUGCCUUGCGCUCCAUGCAGGGUUUCCCCUUCUACGACAAACCCAUGCGUAUCCAGUACGCCAAGACUGACUCGGAUAUCAUUGCUAAGAUGAAGGGCACCUUCGUGGAGCGGGACCGCAAGCGAGAGAAGAGGAAGCCCAAGAGCCAGGAGACCCCAGCUGCCAAGAAGGCCGUGCAGGGCGGGGCCGCUGCCCCAGUGGUUGGGGCUGUCCCAGGGCCUGUCCCAGGCAUGCCACCGAUGACGCAGGCGCCCCGCAUCAUGCACCACAUGCCAGGCCAGCCUCCCUACAUGCCGCCCCCUGGCAUGAUCCCGCCGCCAGGACUCGCACCCGGCCAGAUCCCACCAGGGGCCAUGCCACCACAGCAGCUUAUGCCGGGCCAGAUGCCACCUGCCCAGCCUCUUUCGGAAAACCCACCAAAUCACAUCUUGUUCCUCACCAACUUGCCGGAGGAGACCAACGAGCUCAUGCUGUCCAUGCUUUUCAACCAGUUCCCUGGCUUCAAGGAGGUCCGGCUGGUCCCUGGGCGGCAUGACAUUGCCUUUGUGGAGUUUGACAAUGAGGUGCAGGCAGGAGCUGCCCGCGACGCCCUGCAGGGCUUCAAGAUCACGCAGAACAACGCCAUGAAGAUCUCCUUUGCCAAGAAGUAGCGCCUUUCCCCCUCCUGUCCCUGCCCCCUGUUUGGGAGUCUCCCCUCUUCCCUUUGGCCCAGCCCCCUGAAGGUAAGUCCCCCUCGGGGGCCUUCUUGGAGCUGUGUGUUUGAGUGAGUGGUCACACAGCAUUGUACCCAGAGUCUGUCCCAGACAUUGCACCUGGCGCUGUUAGGCUGGAAUUAAAGUGUUUUUUUGAUGUUGGGUUUUUCACAA